AUGAGAAUAUUUUCGGCUCAAUUAUUUAAGUUAUACGCUUUAUUUUUAGUUGCAAUUGCAACCGUAGCUUUAGGUGUUCCUCUAGUUCGUCGAAAAGGUAGUCAUGGAAGUCUUAUAUGUUCUGAACAAAAUGCCUUAACCAAGCGAGCAGACAUACCAUUUGAAGAGCGAUGUCCUGAAGAAUACUCUUUAUACAUAGCUUCCCUUUGUUCCAUAGAUGCACCAAACCUAAUGUUGAUAAAUUGUGCAAGAGAGGAUGAGCCAGACGUCAUUUUUGACACUGACUAUACUUGUGAAGAUGAUGAAAUUUGUAUAGAUCGUACUGAAUUUCCAGAGACCCCACAUGCUUUUUGUAUUAAAAAAAAAUGUGGUCUUCCAUUCGAUAAUUUUGUCCGUCCUGAUCUCGAUGCCUGUGGAUCACAUAGUUACAGUGUUUCUGGACCAGUGAAUUUAGUAGUUGCAAUGAUGACAUAUUCAACAGAAAUGAACCCAAUACAAGUAAAUUAUCAGAAUGUAAAAUAUAAAGGUGAUCUCGCUUUUGUUAAUCAGGUGAACAAUUUCACUAGAGUUAUUAAUGGUUAUAAUGGGGAAAAUAUCGAUUUCUGUUUUAAUGGAGGCACCACGCAGAAAGUACAAGCUUUCGCUGCUGCUUGGAUAACUGACUGA
Rhizophagus irregularis DAOM 181602=DAOM 197198 is the source of this 666-nucleotide messenger RNA. RefSeq lists its product as uncharacterized. NCBI's taxonomy places the organism in Eukaryota, Fungi, Glomeromycota, Glomeromycetes, Glomerales, Glomeraceae. The record is from RefSeq and is a predicted model, not a curated record.